GGUUUCCUGUGGCUAUAUCAUCCGGGCCGACAAAAAAAGCAAAACGAGUCUGUCGGUCCUGGUUUUGUGGGAGACAACAAAGACGUUACGGAAAAAUGGACGGGGAGGAGAAGACCUAUGGAGGCUGUGAGGGGCCAGACGCCAUGUACGUCAAGCUGAUCUCCUCAGAUGGCCACGAGUUCAUUGUAAAGAGAGAACAUGCUUUGACGUCCGGCACCAUCAAAGCUAUGUUGAGCGGUCCUGGUCAGUUUGCUGAAAAUGAAACCAACGAAGUCAAUUUUCGAGAGAUCCCCUCUCACGUCCUCUCCAAAGUGUGCAUGUAUUUCACCUACAAAGUCCGCUACACCAACAGCUCCACGGAGAUCCCAGAAUUCCCUAUUGCUCCAGAGAUAGCGCUUGAACUCCUAAUGGCUGCAAACUUCUUAGAUUGUUAAAAUGAAGAGAAAAAAAUAAAAAUCGCAGGCCUGAACAAUGUAAUAUGUAUUUCUUCUUUUGUUCCUUAUUUUUAGUAUUUAUCUUUUGCCGUAGAAAUAGAUGAGAUGACAAUACAAUGGCGUUUGCUGUGUAAAGUUUUAUUUUUUUUUCCUUAACCCCUUCCCCCAACCCCCAUGCAGCAUUACCUGAUAAACUGUAAGUGAUACUGCAUUUCUCUUAUUACAGACAGAAUCUUCAUUUUAUAUAAUAAAAUCUUUUGGCUGCCUUGCUGUUCGUUGCUGAAUUUUUAGACUUCUAUCUCUCCUGUACUGAUCCUGAAAGUAAAUUUAACUUGCAUGAUGUAACGGCAGUAUCAUAGACAUUUUGUUAAUAAAUAAAAAUUUGCUGACUAUCAAAAUGCAAAAAUAUUUUCAUUUAAUGGGAUAAGUUUGUAUGUUGUUAAGAAGCUCACUAUAUUUCCUGUUUUCCUAAUAGAAAUAGAUUUCAGCAGUGAAAGUGUGAAUGAAAGUGUUCAGGACAUCCAGCUGGCUAAGUAUCUUAGCACUGGUAGACAAAAUACCUUUGCUGUGUCAGGGUGGUGGUUGCGAUGAUUUUCUGAGGCAUUAAUGAACUGAGAUGGAAUAUGGACUGUAAGUGUGUAAAUUUAGGGAACUGGAGGUGGAAUUGGGUAUCUCACUGAAUAGCCAGCUGAGGAAGCACCCAGAGAA
Molecule: messenger RNA, 1142 nt
Organism: Megalops cyprinoides (Indo-Pacific tarpon)
Lineage: Eukaryota; Metazoa; Chordata; Actinopteri; Elopiformes; Megalopidae
Product: elongin-C
Exons: 4
Coding region: 96-434 (112 amino acids)
Biological process (GO): ubiquitin-dependent protein catabolic process
Cellular component (GO): elongin complex
Molecular function (GO): protein-macromolecule adaptor activity
Source: RefSeq, a predicted model, not a curated record